Molecule: messenger RNA, 589 nt
Organism: Symphalangus syndactylus (siamang)
Lineage: Eukaryota; Metazoa; Chordata; Mammalia; Primates; Hylobatidae
Product: zinc finger protein 157-like
Biological process (GO): regulation of DNA-templated transcription
Source: RefSeq, a predicted model, not a curated record
GUCUUCUUGGCGCGCGACGCUAAAUGCAGUGCCCGAGGUUUUAUGGCGUGGUAGUCGCUCAGGAUUUCUUGGUGUCUCUGUGGAGCCAUUGAGCCUCACCCCUUACUGGAGGCUGCAGGACCCUCUACACACAGACAUCUGUCCAGCAUGGAAGGUGGGCUGAAGCCCAGGGUGAACAUGCCAGCUAAUGGGACAUCACCCCAGAGAUUCCCUGCCCUGAUUCCGGGAGAACCUGGCAGAUCUUUUGAGGGGUCCGUGUCAUUCGAGGAUGUGGCUGUGGAUUUCACCCAACAGGAGUGGCACAGACUGGACCCUGCUCAGAGGACCAUGCACAAGGAUGUGAUGCUGGAGACCUACAGCAACCUGGCAUCUGUGGCUCAUGAAGAUGCACCUUCCUCCUCCAUCAGAGGCCCUAGAGCUCAGACAACUUGGCCCACGUCCUGUGCCAUUUCCCAUUAACAGGCCUCUGCGUGGCCAAACCAGAGAUGAUCUUCAAGUUGGAGCGAGGGGAAGAGCUGUGGAUAUUAGAGGAGGAAUCCUCAGGCCAUGGUUACUCAGGUAAGUGGGCAAGAACUGGACAUAUGGAAAA